Molecule: messenger RNA, 1574 nt
Organism: Planococcus citri (citrus mealybug)
Lineage: Eukaryota; Metazoa; Arthropoda; Insecta; Hemiptera; Pseudococcidae
Gene: Dhod
Product: dihydroorotate dehydrogenase 2
Exons: 8
Coding region: 245-1429 (394 amino acids)
Biological process (GO): pyrimidine ribonucleotide biosynthetic process; 'de novo' pyrimidine nucleobase biosynthetic process
Cellular component (GO): mitochondrial inner membrane; cytoplasm
Molecular function (GO): dihydroorotate dehydrogenase activity
Source: RefSeq, a predicted model, not a curated record
UCACAUUUCAGUUUGGGAUUAAAUUUUUCUUUUUGUGGAAAAAAAUGACUAAUUAAUAAUUAUCAUAAAAUUCAGAAAUCAACGAGUGAAUGAGAACGUUUUACUAAGAUCAAUAUUAGGUACUAGUGCUGAUUUUUAUUCAAUUACGCUGGCGUUAAAAUCUUGUGCAGCUAUUGUGAUCGGAUUCCAUCUAUCGGUUUCACCGUCCUUCUCCUUUUCAUAUCAGUUACAUUUCAAGUGAAACAUGGGUCAAUCAAAACGAUUUUGGAGAAUUGUGGCAGGCGCAUCAGCUUUCACGUUUGGAACUGCUGCAACAAGUUUAUACAUACUGUCAGAAGGACACACGGAAAAAUUUUACAACAGAUUCAUACUUCCAGUACUCCAUCGCAUGGAUCCUGAACUUUCACAUAAAGUUGCUAUUUUUGCCAUGAACGCGCUCUUCUUUCCUCCGUCACGUUAUGCAGAUCCCGUGUCACUUCGAAGUCAAAUUGAGCAUUUAAAGUUUGAUAAUCCCGUUGGAUUAGCCGCUGGUUUUGAUAAAAAUGGCGAAACAUUGUACAAUUUGCUACAAUUUGGAUUUGGAUUUAUUGAAAUCGGCUCCAUUACACCUCUGCCUCAAGAAGGGAACAAAAAACCAAGAGUGUUCCGACUUCCAGAGGAUAAAGCCAUUAUCAAUAGAUAUGGGUUUAAUAGUGAUGGACAUUCUCGUGUACACAUGAAUUUGAGAAUACAGGAUGGCCGUCAAGAUUUUAAUAACGCUACGCUCGGUGUCAACCUCGGUAUGAACAAAAAUUCCAAAGAUCCUAUUGAUGAUUACGUGAAGGGUGUAAGAAGAUUUGCCGAAUUUGCCAGCUACUAUGUUAUAAAUCUUUCCAGUCCUAAUACUCCUGGUCUGAGAGACUUGCAACGAAGGCAAGAAUUGGAAAAAGUUUUAUCGGCAGUGGUCAAAGCUAGAAAUGAAAUAUGGCUCGAAUGCAAACCUUUACUUUUUUUGAAAUUGUCGCCUGAUCUUACAACAGAAGAAAAAGCAGAUAUUGCAUCUGUCAUUGCAUUAGACCAUUGUAAAAUUGAUGGUCUGAUCAUUUCCAAUACAACAGUUCAGAGAGAUCGUACUUUAAAAAGUCCAAAUAAGAAAGAAUACGGCGGCUUGAGCGGACUUCCAUUGAAACAACGUAGUACUGAAAUGAUAGCUGAAAUGUACAAAUUGACGAAAGGUACUGUUCCUAUCAUCGGAGUUGGUGGUAUAUUUACCGGAGAAGAUGCUUUUGAAAAAAUUAAAGCUGGAGCUAGUUUGGUUCAAAUUUACACUUCGUUUGUAUACCAUGGAGCACCAAUUGUAACCAAAAUUAAAGAAGAAUUAGUGGAAUGCUUGAAGAGAGAAAAUUAUUCCAGUAUUUCCGAAGCUGUUGGAAAAGGAGUCGAAUUAUGAUGUCCAAGACAUGCAUUAUGAAUGCAGUGAAUAUUUUCGAGAAUAAAAUGUGUCCGUUGCUCAGAGUUUUUUUGUAAACGUACCUACAGUUAGAAUUUUACGCCUAUUGUUUUUUUACUUAAAAAAUGAAUUUAAAAAUGAACAA